This is a messenger RNA of Chondrus crispus (carragheen), 1947 nucleotides long. RefSeq lists its product as hypothetical. NCBI's taxonomy places the organism in Eukaryota, Rhodophyta, Florideophyceae, Gigartinales, Gigartinaceae. Bases 1 to 1947 code for a protein of 648 amino acids. Gene Ontology annotation, molecular function: pyridoxal phosphate binding; carboxy-lyase activity. The transcript has a single exon. The record is from RefSeq and is a predicted model, not a curated record. Gene Ontology annotation, biological process: carboxylic acid metabolic process. Gene Ontology annotation, cellular component: cytoplasm.
AUGAGAUUGAUGUCAGUGUCAACACUGGAGAAGCGGAAUGGCCUCAUGCACGAUGGGUCAAGUAAGUCCAAUAGACUGGAGAGACUGUGUAUGCAAAACGCUGCACAUACAGGCAGAAACUAUCUCUCCUCACUUCGGAGCCCCGGUCGUUCCUUUGGCAGCUCGAUGGAUGCUCAAAACGACUUUCAUCGAGGCGUCGAAAGUAGCGGUAGCCCCCGUGAUGUCCCUAGGACCACGGAGUGCCCAGCAUGGGCUCGUCUCCGUCAACAGAUGACAAACGCCUUCCCUUGCUAUUACGCAAAUCCGAAAGACCCCUUCCGUUCAGAAGUCACUCAUGCCCUCGCUCUUCUCGACGAAUUGAAGCACAACAAGCCAGAUUGUCCCGUCUUCUACGGCAACCCUCUUGAGUUCGCAUCUCAUGUCACCACGACCGCUGCCACCAUCGCGGAGAACACCACCCCCCUCGACACUGUCGUGUCCCAACUCGUUGCUCUUUUCGACAGUAUGAACAACACAGCACAUCCUCACUUUCAGUUCAACGUCAUCCCGCAUCCAAACAAAGCAGCCAUUAUCGCCGCAUUGCUCGCAAACUGUACGUCCCAAAAUUUCAUCGCGGGGCAUAGCGCUUGGAACACGAUCCGCGCCGAGAAAGAAAGCAUCGCAAUGAUCACUCGCUUGAUCGAUGCAUGGGAUCCAGCUCAUUCCGGCGGCAUCUUCACAUAUGGCGGAGCGGGAUGUUAUCUCUACGGCAUCAAAUACGCGCUCAAUUUUGUGAUGAGCAACCGAGACAUCCGCACAAACGGCCUCUACUCCACACGGGUAAACAUUAUCUGCUCUCAGCAGGGACAUUACGCCAGCAAGAUCACUGCAGACUGGCUCGGCCUUGGUACAGAAUCUGUCGUCGAGGUCGCAACCACAGAACCUUACAAUGAGAUGGACAUGGACGAUUUGGAGGCUCGCUUGCAGGCUUGCCAGAGGGACCACAUACCGGUCGUCUCCAUUGUAUGCACAAUGGGAACCACAGACGCUAUGGCAAUUGAUCCUGUUGACAAGGUGGCAGCACUCGUUGAAAAAUACCCUAACCCCCCCGGGUUUAACAAGCCCCUCAUUUAUUGCGAUUCCGUCUCUGGUUGGGCAUUCCUCUCCUUUCGCGGCUACGAUUUUGAAGCCAACCCCCUCCAGUUCUCGCAUGAUGUGAACAACGCUCUCCGUGUCACCUAUGAGAAAAUGUCAACGAUACAGCACGCAGAUGCAAUCGCUAUCGAUUUUCACAAGACAGGCUGGGCCCCGUACACAACCUCUUUGUUCAUGGUCCGCGAUUUCGCGCACUUUGAAAGCACUAUGAGUCGCACAAAGUCUGCCUACAUCCACAAUCGCACUCCAUACAAUCCGGGUUUGUACUCCUUAGAGGUAUCUCGCUCCGCUGCCCCAGCACUUGCAGCAUGGGCUACGCUAAAUUACUUUGGAUUGGCAGGCUUUCGUGUUAUUCUCGGAGGCGUCGUAGAGAUGUCGCGCUAUCUGCGCUCGAUCAUUAAAUCUGAACCAUCGAUCACGUGCUGCAAUGCGGCUGACUGCGGGCUGGUGACUGUGUUUCGCGUUUAUCCGGAGGGCAUCGAUGCGGAACGGCAAUAUGCAAAAGAGAUGUCCGAUGCAAGCGAGAAAACGCGCGCCGAGCUGGACCGCCAUAACGCAUUGCAAAAGGACCUCGCAGACCAAAUCUGGGAAUUUGUGAGAAGCGGGCAAAAAAUUGACGGAUUGUACGCCCCGUGCUGUAACUACUCUUCCGGGUUUCGCAAAACGCAGUAUCCCGAUGGUGACGUCAAAGUCACUCAAAGUGAGAUUUUCGCGUUAAAGUCUUUCCCUAUGAACGUUAAUGUGACAAAGGAACAUAUGGGCCACUUGAUUCAAAUCCUUAAAGUUUUGACCAGGCGGGUGUGCACACGGUGA